AUGCAGCGAAUUACCUGGCUGGAGAGGAAGGUUAGAAGCCAGAAAGAAGAGAUGGUGCAAAAGGAACACACAAUUUCAUUGUUGAAGGAGCAACUGAAGGCUCACGAAAAGUCAGAAAGUGGCGAUGUUGAAAGCUGCUGCAGCCUUAAGAGAAAGUCCCAACAGCUGCAGCACCAAGUGGAUGAAAUGGUGAGCUUCCUCAAUGACUAUGGUUUGAUUUGGGUGGGGGACAAGAAGCAAGGUGAUGCAGCAGUGCAAACAAGCUCACUUACAGGGGACUCAGGGGCCAGGAAUUUCCACUUGGAUUUUGACUUGGUGCUAAAGAGGAUCAAGGAGCUGAAUAUCCUGGCAGGAGAGGGUGAAUCAUUCAUACAAUCCACACGCAGGGGGGCACAGUUGGCUCGGAAGGAUCCUGUGCAACUGAGGCUCUACAAAAAUGGCAUUGUAAUGUUUGAAGGACCUUUCCGAUCCUACCAGGAGGACAGCACCCAGCAAUGCAUGCAGGAUUUUAUGGAGGGAUAUUUUCCAUCUGAGCUUCAAAGCAGAUAUCCAGAUGGUGUGCCUUUUGAGGUCCAUGACAGACGAGACGAGGAGUUUGUCCCCAGACGCCCAUGGAAGACAUUUCCUGGUAAAGGACAGACUGUAUGCGAGACAAAAGAGGCGUCGUCUUGGGGUAUGAAGGCAUUAAGCACAAACCAGUUCCUGAAAAGGCUGCCCACAUUUGUGGUAAAGGCGGGUCGAGUGAUUGACGUCAGGGACUCGGUGUGCAGAAUCUUACAAGGUUCAUCUAACAUCUGCAACAGCAACUCAGUGAUCCUCGUGGACACACCAGCAGUGCAAGCAAACAAGGACAGGCUGACGACACCCACCUCUGACAGACCUUCUUCUGGCCAUAAAAUCAUCACGCUCAAGGUGAAGUCAGAAGAUGGCAAUUGCACGUACCUCCUAAAAAUGGGCCUUAACGAGACCGUGGGUCACUUACGGCAACACCUGGACUCACAGAGGGGUCAUGACCUGGCUGGCUAUGACAUCAUCAGCGCGUACCCUCAGCAUCACUACGAUGAUGAUUGCCAAACACUUAGGUCUUGUGGGCUCACAACCAAUGUCACUCUUCUUCUGCGAGGAAGGAAAAGGGCAAUUGAUAGAUAA
Messenger RNA from Entelurus aequoreus (snake pipefish), 1149 nucleotides. Its product is annotated as UBX domain-containing protein 11-like. The record is from RefSeq and is a predicted model, not a curated record. Gene Ontology annotation, molecular function: ubiquitin binding. NCBI's taxonomy places the organism in Eukaryota, Metazoa, Chordata, Actinopteri, Syngnathiformes, Syngnathidae. Gene Ontology annotation, biological process: proteasome-mediated ubiquitin-dependent protein catabolic process. The transcript is spliced from 11 exons. The coding region runs from base 1 to 1149 and encodes 382 amino acids.